GGCAUGGAGCGCGCCGAGGCCUACGGCUUCUCGGGCGCCAUGAGCGGCGCCUUCCUGCUGUCCUGCCUGCUCUUCGCCGCCGUCAGCCGCCGCCUGCGCGGGCCCUACAUGGACGAGGUGUUCCACGUCCCGCAGGCGCAGGCCUAUUGUCAGGGCCGCUUCCUGCAGUGGGACCCCAUGAUCACCACGCUGCCCGGCCUGUACCUGCUCUCGGUGGGAGUGGUGAAGCCCGCGGCGUGGCUCCUCGGCUGGACGGGAAGCGUGGUGUGCUCUGUGGGAAUGCUCAGGUUUAUCAAUCUCCUCUUCAGUGCUGGCAACUUCUACUUACUGUACUUGCUUCUGUUCAAGAUCCAUCAGAAGAAUAAGGCUGUGUCUGGCUUCCAGAGAAUCUUGUCUGCAUUAACUCUUGCAGCGUUUCCCACCCUUUAUUUUUUUACAUUCCUUUAUUAUACGGAUCCAGGAUCAGUGUUUUUUACUCUUUUUUCCUAUUUAAUGUGCCUUUAUGGUAACCAUAAAACUUCUGCUCUCCUUGGAUUUUGUGGCUUCAUGUUCCGUCAGACAAAUAUUGUGUGGACAGUUUUUUGUGCUGGAAAUGUUGUUGCAGAGAAGCUAAGUGAAGCCUGGAAGAUUGAGUUGCAGAAAAAGAAAGAUGAAAAGAUUUCUUCCAGGAAAGGAUCAUUUUCAGAUUUGACCAGAAUACUGCAGUUUCUUGUUAAAUAUCUCUUGUCACCCAAAAAUUUAGUUACACUUACUGCUUUAACUUGGCCAUACAUCAUUUUAGUAUCUCUCUUCUUUGUUUUUGUCUUCAUCAAUGGUGGAAUAGUUGUUGGUGACAGAAGUAGUCAUGAAGCCUGUUUGCACUUUCCUCAGCUGUUCUAUUUUCUGUCCUUUACUGGUUUUUUUUCAUUUCCUCAUUUACUGACCCCCACUAAAAUCAGGAAAUUCAUGUUGUCAUUGAAAAAGCACCCUGUGCAGUAUAGCUUAGUCACUGUCAUCUCUUUAUUCCUGAUCUGGAAAUUUACCUAUGUCCAUAAGUAUUUACUAGCAGACAACAGACAUUAUACAUUUUAUGUCUGGAGAAAAGUGUUCCAAAGACACGAGCUUGUAAAAUACCUGUUAGUUCCAUUCUAUCUAUUUGCUGGCUGGAGUUUUGCUGAUACACUAAAAUCAAAAUCAAUGUUCUGGAUCUUAAUGUAUUUUGUAUGUUUAUUAGCAGUCACAAUUCCUCAAAAAUUGCUAGAAUUUCGUUACUUUAUUUUGCCAUUCUUGAUAUAUAGACUCAAUAUUCCAUUUCUGUCUCUACAUAGACAACUUCUGGAGCUGGCUUUUUAUAUUUUGGUAAAUGCUGUAACUUUUUAUCUUUUUCUAAAUAGAACAUUCCAAUGGGAAAAUAGUGAUGAAGUACAGAGAUUUAUGUGGUGACUUUUUUUUUUUUGAUACUUUUAUACCUGUAGGAAAACACAGUUCUGUUUCAGGACUGGACUCUGGAAUGAAACAGUAUAUUUUGCAUCAUGUAAGGAUGAUUUUCCCUAGCUGGAAUUGGGAAGUAAGCUCUUUGCUUACAUUGUUGCAACCAAAUGCAAGAUCUGUUAUAAUGUGAAGAUAUUCCAUAUAUUGAAUUUAUGAAAAUAUAAAAAUUCAAUAUGAGGGGAAAUGUGAGAACACCUUUCUGCAAUUAAUGUAAAAUAAGGGAGAUGUUUACUGUCAUUUUUCAUGAUAAUAAAAUAUUAUAUAACAUGCCCUUGAAGGUAAAAUAGCUUAUAAAUAUGUUUCAGAGGUUUCUUUUUUACAAAAGAAGGAUUUCAGUCUACUCAACCUUUUUGUUUAUUUAUCUGUGUGCAUAUUUAUUCCUCAGAUCAGGCCAUUUCCUUCUAGGUUUACUAGUGGUCAAAGUAUAAACCACUAUUAAAGUACAAUGUUUUCAAAGCCUCCUACAUCUCUCUGAAUUUUCAUUACUUUUUUUGUCAGUAUAUGCUUACAUUAGUUUUGUAAGCAGAAUAGGCUCUUAAACCACUAGAGAAUUUUGAACUUUUUAUUUUAAACUGAUAUUUAGAAAACACAGUGGAUGCUGUGUGUGUGCACCUUCUUUGGAGGAACAAGUGUUACUGUAGAAUAAAGCAUAAAUGGCAGUUGGUAAUGUGACCUCUUAGACAGGGAGGAGUUUACAGAUGUCAGACUGCAACGUGCAGUGGAUUGCAGCCCUCUUUAAUAAUUGAGCUUUUAUGUCCUGUGGUUCUGUGCUCACAGGUUUGUGCUGAAAUCAACUCUGAGUGCACUUCUGAGUUGCACUGAGUGUUUCAAAGAUCUUUGAUGUGUGAUCUUCAAGGAUUACUAAUGGCAUUAUUGAACUAUUCUUUUAAGUAUUUUUCACGUUUAAUGGAACUUGAGUGUAUAUAUUCUGUUUGACAAAGUGAUGUAUAUUUACAUAUAUUGAUGUAUAUAUAUUUAAAAGCAUCUAGUGUGCACUAUCAUCAGAGUAAAUGAAGGCUUUAAUAGUUCCUGUAAGUAAAUCACUUACAUUAAGUCUCAAAAAUAUUUGAUUGCUGCAGUAUGUGGCAGGGGAAUGUGGUCUCCAAAACUUCAGGCACUGUGUAGCUUCUUUAAAUGCAUUAUUGUUCUCUAAUGAUAAUACUCCAGCCAAAUCUGUGCAAACAUGAUAUUAUUGCCACUCAAGUCACUUGGAAUUGGAAUAGUUUCUCAAGAGAUCAGUUCUGGGAGUGACAAGCUCAGGUCAAUACUGUUACUGGUUUCUUUUACCCCACUGUAAAAUCCCUGUCCUGGCUCCAGU
Agelaius phoeniceus (red-winged blackbird) is the source of this 2788-nucleotide messenger RNA. RefSeq names its product ALG10 alpha-1,2-glucosyltransferase (gene ALG10). Gene Ontology annotation, biological process: dolichol-linked oligosaccharide biosynthetic process; protein N-linked glycosylation. The record is from RefSeq and is a predicted model, not a curated record. Gene Ontology annotation, molecular function: dolichyl pyrophosphate Glc2Man9GlcNAc2 alpha-1,2-glucosyltransferase activity. Gene Ontology annotation, cellular component: endoplasmic reticulum. NCBI's taxonomy places the organism in Eukaryota, Metazoa, Chordata, Aves, Passeriformes, Icteridae.